AUUGCAGUUUUAGUUUCAAUCAAAUGUGAAGCGGCAUGAUUUAAGGGUGUUCGAAGAGCCUGUUAGACGAGAGUCACCUGGGUGGGAGUUUCAAGCUUUAGUUUUUAGAUCAAAGUUUUAUACACACCGAUAUAUACUGAGCUGCAACUGAACACCACAUAAUAAAGUUCGUCAUGGACGUUAUUAUCGAUGACGGGCCUUUUCUCGAAGAUAUGAUGGACCGUCCAGAUCGUCCACGAUCGCAUACUUGGCCACUUCCAGAUCCAGGAUUGCUUGCAGUGGACACUAAGACUGAGGCUGAGCAGAGCCCAGAACCAUGUCAGUCUCAUAUCUCAGUUCAGAAUGAAACUCAGGAAAGUAUCAAGAAAUAUGGCGAGGGAGCGAGCCCAAGGAAAAAUAAUCGCAAGAAUGCAUGGGGAAAUUUGUCAUACGCAGAUUUGAUAACACAAGCAAUUGACAGUUCACCGGAGAAACGACUGACUUUGUCCGAUAUUUAUAAUUGGAUGGUUAAAAAUGUUCCAUAUUUCAAAGACAAGGGAGAUUCUACAUCCUCUGCUGGCUGGAAGAAUUCUAUCCGCCAUAACUUGUCACUACAUAGCCGUUUUAUGAGAGUUCAGAAUGAUCAGAGCGGGAAAAGUUCUUUCUGGGUUCUUAAUCCUGAUGCAAAACCUGGAAAGUCACCGAGAAGACGGUCGGGAUCAGUUGAUGGAGCAGGUAAGGCGGAAAGGAAAAGAGGUGGUGGGAGGAAGAAAAACACCGCUGGAUCGCCUGAGGAAUUCGGUAGCAACCUCUCUCCUCUGGGUUCCGCAUCAUCGAGCUCAUCACGUAACAGUAAAAAGAAAAGUCAGUCGAGCGAUUCAGCCGCAGCUACGUCCCCUUGUUCCAGCACCGACUCAUUGUCCAACUUACCAGACCUCGACGAGAACGGGGGAAACUUCAUUUUGACAGCAGAUAGCUUUACGCGCCCUCGGUCUACGUCUAAUGUUUCUACUCACAGUAGUGUCGGCCGGCUAACACCGAUUCCAGGAGAAGAGCUAGAGGAUGAUUUUGUUUCGCUUUCAGAUGCAGAUCUUAUUGUGGGAAGUAGACCGAGGGGUGCAUCAGAUGCGGAAGCAACUGCAAGCCUUGUUGAGUCGAUGACUUUAGGUCGUCAGACUGACACAAUAAAUCUCGAUGAAAGCCUCAAAUUUGAUUCAAGUUUGAUAAAUGGUGGUUGUGGAUAUGCAGAUGAUACAGCUAGAACGCAUUCUGAUAGUUUUUCUUCUGUUCAAAGUGGUGAUUCUGGCUACGAAAGCCCAGCAUCUUAUUUUGUGACACCUGCAGUCCAGACCAAGGCAUCCAUGCCUCAGCUUCAUACCAUGAUGCCAAUGCAGAAAGCCCCUCCACCAUAUCAGACACCACAGACAAACCAGACUCAAUUCACACCUGUAAGACAACAGAAACCAACAAAUAUAUUUGGUAGGAGUCAAUUAGCCUCUUGUGGGCCUGCUGUUCUUAGUGCAGACAGAAGAAAUCAAGGUUUUUUCAACCAAGCCAGCCAACCUCAGCUACAAAUCAACCAGCGAGGAUAUGUCUCUUCUCAGCAGCCAACAAUGAGAAGGCUUCAACAUAUGCCUCUUAAGGCCAGUAUACCUUUCUCUGGAAGCUCUCAGACUACAAGCCUCACAUCUCUGUCAGAUCCUUAUCUACCAACCACACUGGCUGGACUGAAAGAGGAGAGGAAUGUGACAAUUACUAAGAGCAGUGAUUUGUCACAGUGCCAGUGCUUUUCUAUGCCAAUGGAACAAGAUAGUGAUCCAUUUCCAAGUGAUUUAUCACAACUUGAACUUCAUGAUUUCAGUGAUCGAUUUCAGUUGCAAAGAGAUCUUGAAAGUAUAAUUCGUAAUGAAAUGGGGGAUGGAAGUUUGGACUUUGAACCAACGUAUGUUAAUGCAACCUCAGUGAAUACGAUGGCGAUAGCUGGCCAAAACUGGGUCCACUAAUCUUUUGAGGGCUAGAAUACAAAUGGCUUUGGACACUGUGUUUCUCACUGGCAAAGCAUUUGUCCCCUUGCAUCCAUUCAGAUGGGAUAUGGUGUUGGUACUGACGCUAAUUCAAGGUGGAAAUAUUGGCUCUUCUAAUAGACUGUCACCAAAUCUCUUGACUUUGAGACUUUACAAGCUCAUCUAGAUUGGUGAGAAAUUUCAUCAUUCUUUAUACUUUUGUAUUCAUCUAAAAUGGGGGAUUUAUAAGCCAUUUUCAGUAUAAAUGAUACUAGUUGUGUCGUAUGAAGCCAUAGUGUAUAACAGCCACAAAGAAGAAUUUUGUCAGGGUUCAACAAUAAUUCUACAGCUGGUCUGUUUGAAUACAGCCCACACAUCAAGCAUCAACAUUUAAUACUAGUUUAUGAUUAAUUAAGUCAAAAUACUGUGCCUCCCCUCUGGGUACAGGCAAAUGGUUUUGAUUUUAGAAUGUAAAUUAGGCGGUUUUUGUUAAGUUCCUUUGCAAUAUUUGAACCACAGACUAAAUGUUCUUUUUAAUUAUGGAAAUGCUCUCAUGGAUGAUCAAACUGUACACUUGCUGAUAUGAUAGAGUGUAGAAUAUUAGUUAGUUCAGUCUACUGAAAUAUGCUGCUAUAGUUGUGUUCAUUGUACAUCUGUAGUAUUUGGUUUCUACUGAACCAUUUUAGCCUUAAACAAUUUGCUGUCCAUUUCGAGAGUGAACACUCUAAUAGGGAUCUUUUCUUCCAUUUUAUGUAUUUUCAGCAGACUAACAUAUUUAGGAUUAAGCUAUGACCCUGUGUGUACAUAUUUGAUGCUGUUUACUAAAACCUGUAUAUAGCAAAUUGAUAACAAUUAGCACAUUAUAUUUGAUUCUUUAGUUCUGGUGUUUUCAUAAUGUUAGUAGAUCGUCAUUAAAAGAAAGACCAUGAUUUUGUUGGAGUUGGAAUCAUUCACUUUUAAUUUGGGACACAAAUUAACCAAGUGUAUGGCAAGUUUCAUAUGUUUUUCGUAUUUCGACGUUCCUAUUAGAUUUUUUCCGAACACACUAGAGACACACUUCGCUUCUCGCGAAUCCUCAUUUUCUGUCGAUCGAAUUACAUGUCCUGCCAUUAUCCACUUGCUUUCAAUGAUUUGUUUUUUUAUGGUGAAGCUAAAAUUUUGUUCAAGGGUUCGCGUGGAAUAAAGAACCAUUUUACCUGCAGAAUAAUUGAAUAUAAAUUAUUUCUUGCGUUCUUGUUGCUUGCAUAUAAACAGUGUUGUGUUUUGACGUGACAAGUAUAAUUUUGUUUUGGACUUUCUCGUUAGUUUUGGAAUAUUUUUUUUAAAAGUAAUUGGUAAUAUAGAUCUUCCGCGAAUCCGAUUCUGUAGGCGGUUUAUAUAAACUAAAUAAUCAUGUAACUUUAGAGUUUUACGCUCAAGGUCUUGCUCCAUGAUACACGAUUUUAAAAGUCGCAGUUAUUUAACAUUAAAAUGUAUUGAAUGGGAAAUCAUUGAAAGGACAAUCCAGCCUACACGUUGUCAUUAAAUUAAUACGUCUCGCUUCUCACCCCCUAUAAUUUUUGUUAUUUUCAUUUGUCAUUAUGUUUUAUCCUAUGAUCGGC
Rhopilema esculentum is the source of this 3583-nucleotide messenger RNA. RefSeq lists its product as uncharacterized. The record is from RefSeq and is a predicted model, not a curated record. Gene Ontology annotation, biological process: regulation of transcription by RNA polymerase II. Gene Ontology annotation, molecular function: RNA polymerase II cis-regulatory region sequence-specific DNA binding; DNA-binding transcription factor activity, RNA polymerase II-specific. NCBI's taxonomy places the organism in Eukaryota, Metazoa, Cnidaria, Scyphozoa, Rhizostomeae, Rhizostomatidae. Gene Ontology annotation, cellular component: nucleus.